GAUUCUAAAUAGUGUCUACUCCCUUUUCAAAAAAUAAAAAAUAAAAAAAAAUAGUACUCUAGUUUUUUUUUUUGAAAUGAGAAUAGUACUCUAGUUAACUUGCCAUACCUGUGAUAUUUUCUGGUUACCCAUACCAUUUUGACUCUCAGGCUCUGACACUGAAUAGUCAAACCCAUUCCUCCUGAAUCUGGAUCACAUCACCAUCAUAAUUAAUAAUGGGAGAUUCAGAAUCAGCUUCUCCUUCACCGAGUUUAUGGUUGGCCCCCAAUCCGAGUAAGAGAUGGGGAGAAUUGUUUUUCCUUUUGUACACUCCUUUCUGGCUCACUCUUUGCUUGGGCAUCGUUGUUCCCUACAAGCUAUACGAGAGAUUUACGGAAUUGGAGUAUUUGAUUCUGGGUUUGGUUUCAGCUGUUCCUUCGUUUCUUAUACCAUUAAUAUGGGUUGGAAAGGCUGAUAGAAGCAUUUCAUGGAAGGAUCGGUAUUGGGUCAAGGCUACCCUUUGGAUAUUCAUCUUUAGCUAUGUUGGUAAUUACUUUUGGACACACUACUUCUUCACAGUACUGGGAGCUUCAUAUACAUUUCCAUCAUGGAGGAUGAACAAUGUACCACAUACAACUUUCCUUCUUGCUCAUUGUUGCUUCCUGUUUUAUCACGUAACCUCGAACAUUACACUUCGUAGAUUGCGGCAUGCCAUUGCUGACAUGCCUGAAAGAGUUCAAUGGGCUAUUGAGGCAGCAUGGAUUUUGGCACUUUCUUAUUUCAUAGCAUUUCUGGAGACUUUUGCUAUUGCUAAUUUUCCUUACUAUGAGUUUGUGGAUCGGGCAAGCAUGUAUAAAGUUGGGUCUUUGUUUUAUGCCAUCUACUUCGUUGUGAGCUUCCCAAUGUUUCUAAGGAUCGAUGAAAAAUCUGGUGCUCCAUGGGACUUACCUAGAGUUGCUAUAGAUGCUCUUGGUGCUGCAAUGCUGGUCACCAUAAUACUCGAUUUAUGGCGCAUCUUUUUGGGACCUAUAAUCCCAGUUUCAGACACAAAACAGUGCCUUCAACCAGGACUACCAUGGUUCCAUGGACAUUCCACUGAAGUUUGACCAUUGCAUCUGCAUAAGGAACCCGGGUUUUUGCUAGACCAACCGCAGAAUUAACCUGGAACCGAGCUCUAUGAUUUAUUGUGGACCCACUGAUGCUGUAGUAAGCUUAAGCCAUAACUGUAACAAAGACCUCACUAAUGUAGCUUUCCCCCCUUUUAGGGGCAAUGAGAGAAUUGCAGGAGGAAAUGUUUCAUUGUGCUUGCCUUUCCUGAGUUUGUUUCACUAGUUGAGUUCUCCCUAUUAUUCUUUGUUAUCAUUUCUCACUCAGUUACCAUCAUUACCAAGUGGCAAAUGCAUCAAACAUGAAGGUCAGAGCAUGGCACCAUUGGACUAAAAUGUUUAUUAUCCCGUAUUUUAAUGGGAGUAAGAGUAAAUAUUUGAUUGGAGGUAAUGAAAUGGAAUGGAAAGGAAAGGAAACAAUCUUCAUUCCUUGAUCUGGUUGCAUAUUAAAAUGUUGGAAUGACUAUUCCAUUUUGAAAUGGAAGGAAAGACCAUUCUAAUGUAUGAUGAGAAAAAAUUUAAUAAUUUUUUAUCAA
Cannabis sativa is the source of this 1621-nucleotide messenger RNA. RefSeq names its product cycloeucalenol cycloisomerase. The record is from RefSeq and is a predicted model, not a curated record. The transcript is spliced from 8 exons. NCBI's taxonomy places the organism in Eukaryota, Viridiplantae, Streptophyta, Magnoliopsida, Rosales, Cannabaceae. Gene Ontology annotation, molecular function: cycloeucalenol cycloisomerase activity. Bases 216 to 1085 code for a protein of 289 amino acids.